This is a messenger RNA of Ostrea edulis (European flat oyster), 2373 nucleotides long. RefSeq names its product alpha-1,3-mannosyl-glycoprotein 4-beta-N-acetylglucosaminyltransferase C-like. Bases 6 to 1256 code for a protein of 416 amino acids. Gene Ontology annotation, molecular function: acetylglucosaminyltransferase activity. NCBI's taxonomy places the organism in Eukaryota, Metazoa, Mollusca, Bivalvia, Ostreida, Ostreidae. Gene Ontology annotation, biological process: protein N-linked glycosylation. The transcript has 2 exons. The record is from RefSeq and is a predicted model, not a curated record.
CACCGAUGUUGCUAGAGGGUCCAGAAAAAUUCACCCCCAUGAACAAACCAGAAUGGUCAGAAAAUACUCUGCUCUUUGGACACACAAAGGAUUCAAUUGGUUAUUUAACUAUUGGCAUACCAGUGGUAAAAAGAAAACUAGAAGGCAAACUAUAUGUCUACACAACAAUAGAGUCCAUCAUUAAGGCGACAACAGACAGAGAUAAAGAAAAUAUCACGCUCGUUGUUUUUUUAUCGGAUUUUAAUAAAACAUGGAACCUGGAUUCAAGUCGGCAACUUAAAGAGAAGUUUUCGAGGUAUAUAGAUAUGGGUUUUCUACAAGUGAUUCAUAGUCCAUUGAAUAUUUAUCCAGAACUGGGCGAAAGUGUGAAUUUCGACGAGGAUUCCAAAACCAGGAGAAUUUGGCGAUCAAAACAGAACAUAGAUUUUGCGUAUUUACAGUGGUACAGCAAAGGACUCUCGCAAUAUUAUCUACAGCUUGAAGACGACGUGAUCGCAGCCCAGAAUUUCUACACAGACAUCAAAGCUUUCAUAAAUAAACAUUUUCAAAUUCGCUGGGUAACUUUGGAGUUUUCUCGACUGGGAUCCAUUGGAAAAUUAUUCCGCGCCGAGACUUUGCCACGUUUUGCUACAUACCUAUUGACCAUGUUCAACGUGUUACCUGGUGAUCUACUGCUGUCAACUUUCAGAGGUCUUCACCAACAAGUAUCGUCUAUACAAAACCCCAAAGGUCUCUUUCAACAUAUUGGGAAAAUCUCAUCUAUGAAAGGGAAACUUACGCCCUUGACGGAUUUUACAUUUCAAGAUUCGUUUAACUUCACCUUGUUUGAUGUCCAUGGGGAGAACCCUCCCGCAAAAAUUUUCACCAAUAUGGCAGCUGCGCCGGGGUCUUUGCCAGAACACGCAUACCACGAAAUAGAAAAGAAUUCAUUUUUUGUUGUUGAAAAUAUGAGAGCUCAGACUUACUACAAAUUAGUGUAUUCUGCGCCUAUUAACAUUAGCAGGAUUAUAGUUUCAACUGGAAAUCCCGUUCUAAGAACAGGCAUCAUGAAAUGGGGCAUUGUUAGGGUAGGGCUAGGUACCGGAGGGGAGGAAUGUGAGCCCACUCAUUUCGUGGGCAGGCUGUUCGAAGGCGAGUUCGAUUCAGAAAUUCAGGAAUACACAAUUCCCUCAAAUGUGAUAUGCAUUUCUCUCGGGUCAUCACGGAGCGAACCAAAACCAGUGAUUAUACGUAAAAUACGAGUGACACUUUCAUAGAGCGCGUAGUUUGAUUUCGCACAUACUCUUGCGCAUGUGGUGAAUGUAAAGUAGAAGAAUGCAGUUUCGUUCUCCUCUGCUGAACAAACUGAAGUACUAACAAAUGAACAUCUACUAAACUUACAAGCCUACACACCGUAUUGCUUAUAGGAGUUAUGGGAUUGAUCACUGUUCGUUACCUUCACCUUUAUAGGAGUUAUGGGAUUGAUCACUGUUCGUUACCUUCACCUUUAUAGGAGUUAUGGGAUUGAUCACUGUUCGUUACCUUCACCUUUCACACCGUACUUUCUGUGAUUUCAUAUGUAUAACGAUUUAAACACAAUUCAUCCCACCACAUAUUUAUUCUAUUUAUUUAUUUUGAAAAACUAAUUUCUUAAAGAGCUCCAUGAUCCACUUGUGUCGGUCAUUUUCAUAUCGGAAGAACCUGUGCUUCAAUACAUUUCUUUUUUAUCUGACGCUUGUAUAUGUAGUAGACUUUUAUCCGGGCCCAGGUCUAUCGUCCUUAAGUCGAACUGUGGCUGAUGAUAUGGAACUCGUUCCUUAUCACACAGAUUACAACCACGCACUCUCAUUCGAACACAGACUUAUUCUCAAGGUACGCUGUGACUCAUACAUGUGUAACAGGACGGGAGAAAAUGUAACGAACCAGACCGGGAUUCGAACCCGGGGCCCUGAACUUCAGUCAGGUGCUCUACCAACUGAGCUACCGGUAUGUGGCCACCGGCGAUCGAACCCGGCUGACCGCUACAUUCCUCCAUCCUUAAAUUGUCGUCGUCCUUGAAGACAAACAACCCAGAUUCUUUUGCCCUUGGCAGGACUUUCACCUGCAAGUCCAAGGGUGUUUAGCGGCACCAAGUGUAUCGGGAAGGGAGAAAAUGCAAUGGAUCAGACGCCGAAUUCGAACCCGGGUCCCCUGAAUCUCUAGUCGGGUGCUCCACUAACUGAGCUAACUGGCCACCGGCGAUCGAAUACGGCUGACCGCUACACAUGCAUGUUUUUAAAGUGUGUGUAUAUACUGUACAUGUGCAUAUAGAAAAAACUUCAUGUAGAAGAAUCUUUCAGUUGUAUGUGUAUUUUUUAUUUAUUAAAUAUAUUAUUUUUACAAUUUAUCAUUUCG